AUGGUGGAGACGGGCGGCGUUCGCUCCUCUGGUUCUUCGCCCGUGUCGUCGGCGCUGCCGCCGCUACCGCCGCCGGGGCUGCCGCUGGCAGGGACGGCGGUAUCUGUGGGCGACCCCCUGGGGCCGUCCAGCCUGCCCUGCCUCGCCCCGCUGCCCCACUACCCCUACCCGGCUUACCUCCACCACCUGACACAGUACAUGGGGGCCACCGACCCCCUCAAGCAGUACCUCACCUCCAGCGACCCCCUCAAGCAGUACCUCACCUCCAGCGACCCCCUCAAGCAUUACCUCACCUCGGAGCACCUCAAGUACCUGCUGCCGGAGCACAUGAGGCUCUACCUGGGCCAUGACCCCCUCAAGGGCUACUCCAACGACCACCUCAAGAUGCCGCUACAGAUGGUCGACCCCCUCAAGAGCUACGCCUCCGCCUCCGAGCAGCUGAGAUGUCUGGCGUCUGGAGAGGCCACAGAGGCCGGGGUGCUGCCGCCGGCCUCCCGCGCCCCGUCCUCCGUCUUCACCAUCGAGAGUCUCCUGGCCCCCAGGACCUCCGUGGCUGGGGCGCCGCGCCUGCCACCCUCGCCCUUCCCCACGCUGCCACGCUCACACUACGACCUCUUAGGACCGUCUCAGUACCCAGGUCUCUACUCAGCCUCUCUCUUCGGCGGGUCGGGCGCUGGGGGCAAGAGGAAACGAAGGCACCGAACUAUCUUCACUGAGGAACAACUGGAGGAGCUAGAGAGAACCUUCGCCAAGACCCACUACCCUGAUGUCCUGCUUCGGGAACAGCUCGCCCUCAAGGUCGACCUGAAGGAGGAAAGAGUCGAGGUGUGGUUCAAGAAUCGUCGUGCAAAAUGGCGGAAACAGAAGCGCGAGGAACAAGAACGACUGAGACGACUACGGGACGACUCCACCACGACUCCUCAGCCCAGCGUCGCCCACGACCCCGCCCACGCCCACCACCACGCCCCCGACGAUGACGUCCGCGACCCAGAUCUGAGCAGUGAUGAGGACGGGCCUCACGACGCCCUCAGGAGCUCCGCGACCGACGGCACCAAGCUGUCGUCUUCAGGAUCGUCGCCGCCGAAGUCGCUGCAGCAGGAGGGAAGUAACGACCCCAGCGGCGUGCCUCAAGGGCUUCCGUUCUUCUCGCCGGCCAAGAUGGCGGCGGUGGAGGCGGAGAGCAAGAGGAUGGAGAGCCUCCCGUCCCCACACCGCCCGUCCCACGCCUACCAGGAGCUGCCCGUCACCACCGCGCCCGCCCCUGCGUCCUCGCACGCCCUCGCUGGAAGUCUGGAGGCCGCCGCGCCCUCCCUGGCCCAGCAGGCGUUUCUCCUGGCCGCUGAGGAUCUCCACGCGGCCAAGAGGAGACGAGUUUCGGCCGAGUGUUCCGAGAUAGAGCUGACGUAACUUGUGACGCCUCACCGUCGACCAGCGUCACCCUUGACGGUCAGCGUCACCCCCUGCAGCGCUCGGCCAGCGUCACCCCCUGCAGCGCUCGGCCUGCGUCACCCCCUGCAGCGCUCGGCCAGCGUCAC
Messenger RNA from Homarus americanus (American lobster), 1535 nucleotides. Its product is annotated as paired mesoderm homeobox protein 2B-like. The transcript is spliced from 3 exons. Gene Ontology annotation, molecular function: RNA polymerase II transcription regulatory region sequence-specific DNA binding; DNA-binding transcription factor activity, RNA polymerase II-specific. Gene Ontology annotation, biological process: regulation of transcription by RNA polymerase II. The record is from RefSeq and is a predicted model, not a curated record. NCBI's taxonomy places the organism in Eukaryota, Metazoa, Arthropoda, Malacostraca, Decapoda, Nephropidae. Bases 1 to 1407 code for a protein of 468 amino acids.